AUGCUUCAAUACUUAAUUUUCUAUAAUGUGCUUGAAGAUGAUGAUAUUAAAGUUCCAAAAAUCGCAUGUUCCUCACAAAGUAAUGGAAAUUUAGGAGUUUUAAACUAUUAUGAUCAUGAUGAUCACUAUGUUGGUAAAGUAACAUCAUACUAUCGAAAAAGUAGUUCAAACAGUCAUCAUUGGCAUUGGAUUGCCGGCUCAUUUUGCCCCAAAGUAUCUGGAUAUUAUGAAAUUAAAUCCAAAGCAUGGCCCGCUAUCUAUACCAAGUUUGUCAAUCAACACCAGAAAGAUAGAGGUGAUGAAUGUACUGGUUGGAAAGAAAAAUCGUUUAAUCAAUAUCUUUAUGCAAAUAGAUGUUAUCCAUAUACAAUUGCUGAUGAAAAUAACUGUGUGACUGAUCGUAUAGAAGGUUAUCUUAAUGGAACAUUAAUUGAUAGUACAUCUACUACGAUUAUGGACUGCUAUACAGAAGAUUGCUUGCCAGGAUAUUACACAGAUACAUGUAGUCAAUAUAAUGAUGCAUACUGUAACGAACAUGGCUCUCUUGAAUACGGCAGAGAAUCAGAUGGCCUCGGAUGCACUUGUAAUAGUUUCUCUGAUAAUAUCUUCUGUGAAGAUACAUCCCAAUAUGUAUUUCCAGAAGGAAAGAGAGGUGUUGUUUAUACAUCUUAUUAUAAUGAUUCGACAACAGAUUCUUAUCAAGUUUAUGAAGAUUUCUCAAUGAAAGAAUUCUCAGAAUCCUAUUCAACAAUAGAACUAAAUUCAAUUCUCUAUGUUCCUCAAAAUACAGAUCUACAAUUCCAGCUCAAAUCUAUUCCAAAAGCAGAACUAUAUAUCGAUGGUAAUCUUGUUGUUGGAUCACUUGAUGACAGAUUUGAUUGCGAAGAAAAAGGUGAAUCAGUUGUGACAACACCUAGGCAGUAUUUCACAAGAGGAAAUCACUAUAUUAAAAUUAAAUUACUUCCUGGAUGCGCUAUGUAUAAUCAAUGUAUUAGCUUGAAAUGGAAAUUCUAUAGAUGGUAUAGAAAUAAUCCUUCAGAUUUUCAAGAUAUACCGGCUAGAUAUCUAGGAUUUAACUAA
Trichomonas vaginalis G3 is the source of this 1080-nucleotide messenger RNA. RefSeq lists its product as uncharacterized. The transcript has a single exon. NCBI's taxonomy places the organism in Eukaryota, Parabasalia, Trichomonadida, Trichomonadidae. The record is from RefSeq and is a predicted model, not a curated record. Bases 1 to 1080 code for a protein of 359 amino acids.